CACGCAGCACAGUUAAACAGUUGAUUUUCCUUUCUUUUUUUUUUUAAUUACACACACUGUGCAUUUUCAUCUUCUUUCUCGCUCGCCGGUCCAAGACGCCUUUUAAUCGGCCCUUUUUAAACCAUAGUUGUUCAUUUUCACUGAUCCGGCUAAACACUCCAAAAACCACCAGCAACCGCCGGAAAAGAUCUAUCAAUAUAGUCAGAUCCAUCUCACUGUUGCUUGCAUUUUGUCGGAACAGUUGAAAAUAUGCUGCGUCUAAGGGCUUUUCGCCCUACAAAUGACAAGAUCGUGAAGAUUCAGAUGCAUCCGACGCAUCCUUGGCUUGUUACCGCUGAUGCAUCCGAUCACGUCUCCGUUUGGAAUUGGGAGCAUCGCCAGAUUAUUUAUGAACUGAAACCUGGAGGUGUUGAUGAGCGGCGCUUGGUUGGUGCCAAACUGGAAAAGCUUGCCGAGGGUGAAUCAGAGCCUAGAGGGAAACCUACAGAAGCCAUACGAGGUGGGAGUGUAAAGCAGGUUAGCUUUUACGAUGAUGAUGUACGCUUUUGGCAACUCUGGCGUAAUCGGUCUGCUGCUGCCGAGUCUGCAGCAGCUGCUGGUCAUGUCACUUCAACUUUUACCUCUCCUGCUGCAUCAACCAAAGGGCGCCAUUUUCUUGUUAUUUGUUGUGAGAACAAAGCUAUUUUUUUGGACUUGGUGACGAUGCGUGGUCGCGAUGUACCAAAGCAGGAGCUUGACAACAGAUCACUUCUAUGUAUGGUGUUCCUGUCUAAAACAACUGCUGUUGAUGGCCCUCUUGUGGCUUUUGGAGGGUCAGAUGGUGUAAUUAGAGUUCUUUCAAUGAUAACAUGGAAGCUUGCACGAAGAUACACAGGAGGUCACAAGGGAGCAAUUUCUUGUUUGAUGAAUUUCAUAGCUGCUUCUGGCGAGUCUCUUCUAGUUUCUGGUGGUAGUGACGGAUUGCUUGUACUUUGGAGUGCAGACAACGCUCUUGAUUCAAGAGAGCUUGUUCCUAAGCUCAGCUUAAAAGCUCAUGAUGGUGGGGUUAUUGCUGUAGAGCUCUCCAGAGUGAUUGGUAAUGCACCACAGCUCAUUACUAUUGGUGCUGAUAAAACAUUAGCAAUCUGGGACACCGUCUCUUUUAAGGAAUUGCGUCGAAUAAAACCUGUUCCCAAACUAGCUUGUCAUAGUGUGGCAUCGUGGUGCCACCCACGGGCUCCCAACCUUGAUAUCUUGACGUGUGUCAAAGAUUCCCAUAUAUGGGCUGUCGAGCACCCCACCUAUUCUGCUCUUACAAGGCCAUUGUGUGAACUUUCUGCACUAGUACCUCCACAAUUACUUGUCUCUCACAAGAAGCUGAAGGUUUAUUCUAUGGCUGCACAUCCUUUACAGCCACACCUUGUAGCUACUGGAACCAAUAUUGGCAUUAUUCUCUGUGAAUUUGAUCAGAAGUCUCUUCCUCCUGUAGCAGUACUGCCAACACCAACAGAAAGUCGUGAACAUACUGCCGUCUAUGUUGUUGAAAGGGAAUUGAAGCUGUUGCAAUUUCAGUUAUCUAACACCACUGCUCCAGCACUUGGAAGUAAUGGGUCUUUGAGUGACACAGGAAGGUUCAGAGGAGAGAUUCCUGAACAACUCCAGGUCAAACAAACCAAAAAGCAUAUUACUACUCCACCUCCGCACGAUUCGUACUCAGUUCUUUCUGUCAGCAGUUCUGGGAAGUAUCUAGCAAUUGUAUGGCCUGAUAUUCCUUACUUCUCUAUCUACAAAGUCAGCGAUUGGUCAGUUGUUGAUUCUGGAAGUGCAAGGCUUUUGGCUUGGGAUACUUGUCGAGAUAGGUUUGCUUUGUUGGAAUCUGCACUUCCUCCUAGAAUUCCCAUCAUUCCAAAAGGUUCAUCUAGAAAAGCGAAGGAAGCUGCUGCAGCUGCAGCACAGGCAGCAGCAGCUGCUGCUUCUGCUGCUUCUUCUGCCACUGUUCAAGUUCGUAUAUUGCUGGAUGACGGGACAUCAAAUGUAUUAAUGAAGUCAGUGGGAAGCCGGAGUGAACCAGUUAUUGGCUUGCAUGGAGGGGCAUUACUUGGUGUGGCCUAUCGAACUUCUCGAAGGGUUAGUGCUGCUGCUGCUACAGCAAUUUCAACAAUUCAAUCUAUGCCAUUAUCAGGCUAUGGAGGUAGUUCUGUAUCUUCAUUUAGCACUAUGGAAGACAGUUCUCAAAAAUCUGCAGCUGAAGCAGCACCUCAGAACUUCCAAUUGUACAGCUGGGAAACAUUUCAACCAGUGGGUGAUCUUCUUCCUCAACCAGAUUGGACCGCAUGGGAUCAAACAGUUGAGUAUUGUGCUUUUGGUUAUCCACAGCACAUUGUCAUAUGUUCCUUGCGUCCACAGUUUAGAUACUUGGGGGACGUUGCAAUUCCUUUUGCCACGGGGGCAGUUUGGCAGAGAAGGCAAUUAUUUGUUGCUACACCUACUACCGUUGAGUGUGUUUUUGUGGAUGCCGGGGUUGCGCCUAUUGACAUAGAAACAAAAAGAAGAAAAGAGGAAAUGAAACUUAAAGAAGCACAGUCAAGAGCUAUUGCUGAACAUGGAGAAUUAGCCUUGAUAACAGUCGACAAUCAACAAUCAAAUCCACAAGAGAGGAUAGCAUUGAGACCCCCAAUGCUACAAGUUGUGCGAUUGGCUUCUUUUCAGCAUGCACCCUCUAUUCCUCCAUUUCUGUCAUUACCUAGACAGUCAAAAGUUGAUGGUGAUGCAUCGAGUGUACUCAAGGAGAUGGAAGCUCGUAAAGCUAAUGAGGUGGCAGUUGGUGGUGGUGGGGUUGCAGUAGCUGUCACUCGUUUUCCUGCAGAGCAAACACGUCCAGUUGGACCUCUUGUUAUUGUAGGUGUACGAGAUGGUGUUCUUUGGCUAAUUGAUCGAUACAUGUGUGCUCAUGCAAUAUCCCUUAGCCAUCCUGGUAUCCGUUGUCGAUGUUUGGCAGCUUAUGGAGAUGCUGUAAGUGCUGUAAAAUGGGCCAGUCGACUUGGCAGAGAACAUCAUGAUGAUUUAGCGCAAUUUAUGCUUGGGAUGGGUUAUGCUACUGAAGCACUUCAUUUACCUGGAAUAUCCAAGAGGUUAGAGUUUGAUCUGGCCCUGCAGAGUAAUGAUUUGAAAAGAGCACUUCAGUGCCUUCUAACCAUGAGCAACAGCAGAGAUAUUGGGCAAGAAACUGUUGGAUUGGAUCUGAACGAUCUUAUGAACAUGACUAAGAAAAAGGAAAAUGUUGUUGAAGCUGUUCAAGGAGUAGUUAAAUUUGCCAAGGAGUUUAUGGAACUCAUUGAUGCUGCAGAUGCUACAGCACAAACUGAUAUUGCUCGUGAAGCACUUAAAAGAUUAGCUGCUGCUGGUUCUAUAAAGGGAGCUCUACGAGGUCAGGAAUUAAGAGGUGUUGCUUUACGGCUUGCAAAUCAUGGGGAGUUAACACGACUCAGUAGCUUGGUAAACAACUUGAUAUCAGUUGGUGCGGGACGGGAGGCUGCAUUUGCUGCUGCACUUUUGGGAGACAAUGUACUUAUGGAGAAAGCAUGGCAGGAAACUGGGAUGCUUGCUGAGGCCGUACUACAUGCACAUGCUCAUGGCCGACCUUCAAUGAGAACCCUGGUCCAGUCAUGGAACCAAAAGUUGCAGAAGGAGAUGGAACACACUCCAUCAAUGAAAACUGAUGCCGCAGCUGCCUUUCUGGCCUCUCUCGAGGGGCCUAAGCUCACAAGUCUGGCAGAUGCUGCAAAGAAGCCACCAAUUGAAAUACUGCCACCUGGUAUGGCAUCUCUAUACGGUCCAAAUCCCGGUCAAGCCAAGCCUCUUUUGGGGAAGCAGGGCUUGCCACAACCUGGCAAACCACUACUUCUGGAAGGAUCUAAAGGGACAGCACCAAUUGCUUCUGUUCCUGCUGGAAGCAACACAGCUGCAACAUCAGAAUCAGGUGUUCCUCCUAAAUCAGAAAAUGGGGCUUCCACUACACCAGAAUCAAGUAAUCCACCUGCCUCAGAUUCUGGUGCUGCACCUGCCUCAGAUUCUGGUGCUGCACCCGCAUCAGAGACUGGAGCUGCACCCGUGACAGAAACUGGCGCUGCACCACCCACGACAGAAACUGGCGCUGCACCACCCGCAAUAGAAUCUGGUGCUGUACCCGCAACAGAAACUGGUGCUGUACCCGCAAUAGAAACUGGUGCUGCACCUGCGACAGAAACCGGUGCCGCUCCUGCAGAAUCAAGUACAACCCAAGCAUCAAACUUGGAUACCUCAGUUGCUGCUGAAGCAAUUGUGCCUGCUACACUAGCAUUGAAUGAAAAGCCGUCGGACUAUCUGGCCUUAGUCUCAUCAACAUCAGUUGCUGUAGAACCAACUACAAUUGGCGCAAUUGUUCCAUCAACUUCAGCCACGGGUCCACCACCUGCAACAGAUAACAAGAAACCAAGUGUUCCUGAUGAACGUCUAAUGAUUGAUUUUUCUUGACGUUCUCUAACUACAAGCUCACCUUUCCAUGCAGAUUCUCUGCCGUACGAGUGGUAUGGAUUCCUCACAUUACAUUUCUGAUUGUGGAGUAGAAUAUCUAUACUCGUUUAUAUGCUUAAAGCACUACACAUGCUGCAGUUGAAUCUGCGAGUUGAUAGGAUUGUUAUAUUAUAUUAGGUGUUAGGUUUGUUUUGUGAAUAUAAGUUUGUCCUGUAUGAUCCUUAUUCUUUGAUUUGGUGGAAUUAUGCAUAUCCACAUUAUCUUGUACUCCGUUUUCCUUGAUUUUAUAACCUUUUUGUUUUCUUGUAAUUUGAUUAUUCCCCUCAUUA
Messenger RNA from Solanum dulcamara, 4820 nucleotides. RefSeq lists its product as uncharacterized. Gene Ontology annotation, molecular function: protein binding. NCBI's taxonomy places the organism in Eukaryota, Viridiplantae, Streptophyta, Magnoliopsida, Solanales, Solanaceae. The record is from RefSeq and is a predicted model, not a curated record. The transcript is spliced from 14 exons. The coding region runs from base 250 to 4491 and encodes 1413 amino acids.